UGGCCUGGAAAGUGAAUGUCUACGAACUGUCAAACAUUUUAAGAAACAGUUUUAAUACAUAGUAAUGCAUCUUUGAAUUGAAAGAAAGAAUUUCUAUCCUGCACCACAAUAGCGUCCCAAUACAAAAGUUUGUUCACGAGGGUUCUACACAAUUUAUAACGUUGACGCUGUCCCUAAACAUCGAAGCUGAAAAGGCAUUAAGCCAUGAACCACGUGACCUAGAGGAAUAGUGAUCAAAAUUAUUAAAAUGAGGCUGUUAAGGUAUCGCUAUAAGUCAGCGUGGAUAGCCUUCCUUAUAUUAUUCUCCAUUGCUGGUGUCAUGCUGACCUACAAACGUCUAAGUGACAGUCGCAGCGAUGGAAGUAAGAAAAAUUAUCUUAAUGAUCUUGUUCAAGGAGGAGAUAUGAACUUUGCCCCUGUGAAUCAUGGGAUGGACAAACCAAGAUAUCCAGAAGUUGAUAUAAUGGAAGUUCAAGCAUUACAACAUAAUAUAGAGAGACAGAAAGAUAAAUUACAAGCUUUACCAAAAAUUGAACUUCCGGCUCUUGAUUCUAAUAAAUAUCAUAGAAUCAAAUCUUUAUUAAAAAAUUUAUAUCCUCCAGAUUGGGGACGAGCCCAGGAUGCAGAUGACAUGAUAAUGGAAGUCAGCCAAGAACUUUAUGACCUUGGAUUUGAAAGUCCAAUGUCAUGUAAAGACAUUGAUGGAUUGAGAAUCUCAUCUUCAUUCCGUGUCGGAAAGAAAAAGUUCAUUGAUAGAGCUUUUGUUCCAGACAAAGGGGUGGAAGUUAUUAUGAAAUCUCAGGCAAAUGACCUUGACAUUAAAGUGAAAUGUUUGCAAAGUGUUUAUGAUGCUGAUAAAUGUUCUAUGAUGGGAAAUUAUGGUUUAUUGAGAGAGGUUUUAUGGUUUUCUGUUUUAAAACAUGACGGUAUUGCCGAUUUGUUAGGUUAUUGUAUAAGAGGAGACCAGAUAGAUCACCUUGUUCAUAAGAAGGGAGUUAUCCUAUUAACAGAACCAGGAAUACCUGUGAUGCCUUCUACUUUCAGUAUUAUAAAAUUCCAUGAUAGACUUAAGUAUGCUGUACAGUUGUCAGAGCUCCUCCACUUUUUGGAGUACCACCCACUGGGAAGCCUUGCCUUAACUAAUACAUAUAACUCAGAUUUUGUGAUAGUUAAUGAUAAACUAAAGUUAGUAGAUCUGGAUGAUGUUGCAAUGGAAGAGAAGGCCUGUAGAUUUAAUGCAGAUUGUAAAAUUCCUGGUGCUAGUCAAGUCAAGGUAACAUGCAAUGAGGCUGGGAGAUGUGUAAACAGGAAUGCCAAACUGAACUUGAAGAAGAUGGGUCCUUUAAUGUUUGAACAGAUGUUGAACAAUGCACCUCCAGGCUAUACUAGUGAAGUGAACAAAUUACGGCAUGGCAUUAUAAGUUUGACAAUCACAAAUGAUGAAGUAUUACAGACACUGAGAGAUAUAGAGAAAAGAUAUGUUCCAGAAAAAGAAGCACAACAACAAAUAGAGGAGCGACAGAGAGUUCAAGAAUAUGUUGUACAGAAUAGAGACCAACAAAGAGACGAAGUCAGACAACAAGAAAUACGCCAACAGGAGAUACAACAAAACAGAAUCAUACAAGAUCAGCAGAAACCAUUGGAGAUAAAGAAUGGUGAUUAUGAGAAAGUAACUCAGUCUAACUUUCCUGGAAAGUAUGAUUUCCCUUGUCCCCUAUCUCGAGUAGCCUGGGGCUGUGUUGUGACAGUAAGAAGUCUGAAGGAGGCCAAACAGACAUGUAACUCAGAACCUAAAUGUCAAGCUUUUGUUCUUUUCACUUCUCAACCAGAUGCAGAAGUAUUGAUGACAAUGGUAUUAAAGAACUCUCGGUUAGGUUCACCAGAAAAGAAUGUGGGUGCUACUCUCUUUCUGUAUACACCAAGAGAUGAGAUGGGACAAAGUAAUCAAAAUCUUCAAGUUAGUUUACCUAAUAAAGCUGUGGAGCAGAGGGCAGAAAGAAAUGUAGCCAAUGGAGAAUCCAGUGAUCUGAAACCUGCACCUGCUGAUUUUCCAGAAUGCAAAGCUCGUAUUGAUGACUCUGCAAAAGAUGCUAGAAAAAGCAGAGAAAGACGACUGAUGGCACAUCUUGGACUAAAAUCUUACACAGAAGCUGAUUGGAUACAGAAAAUGAAAUGGCAGAAGAUAGUUAGUCACGAGGGACUGAAUGACUUUACAUCUCCCAGCACAGUUGGUGGCAGGUUUAAUGUAACAAUGAUUGGAGCUGACAAGGACAGUAAACUUAAGAAUGCCUUGUACUUGGCAGAAAUUGGGCCAUCUCAGUUUCAUAUUGCUCAUUAUAUUGUUUAUAAACUGGAUAGAUUGUUAGGGAUAUACCACACUCCUCCCAGCAUAGUUUGGUACAUGACAAGGAAUGAAGUUGAUAUUGUUAGAGGUGACGAUACAUGGAAAAAUAGAUUAGACCUUGUAGCUCCUCACACAGAAAUUAAAGGUGUAUUGACAUGUCCUAUCCCUGCAGUCUUGAAACAAGAAAACCUUCUGAUAAAUGAACAGAGAUCAGUUGUCCAGGAAAUAAAGGAAUUUACUCGACAGGAGAAGAUGCAAGUAGAAUAUGUCCUAUUAUGGUACCUAGCAAAGAUUUAUCAUAUCAAAGAAACACCAUAUGCAUACAAAGGACAUAUGAUCCAGUUUGGUGCUGAUGGUAGUUUCCAAGAUUUGAGUGUUGAAUUACUUCCAUACUUGUUCAACUGCCAGUUUCCUAAUAUUGUAUAUAAAAUGAUGUCAUGUUUCAAGUGUCAUUAUCCCGGAAAAAGUAAAUGGUCCAUAUGUGGUCUUGGAGAAGAGGUAAUGAAGCAGGUUGAAGAGGAUGGAUUUAACUUAUCAGAUUUCAAAAUUCAUCAGAUGACACCUAAGAUUUUAUCCCAAGUUAUCAACGAAGCAGCUGCAGAAGUAUUAGAUGCAGUAGAUCAGUGUAUAAGAUCACACAGUCGAGAAAAAGUCCUGUACUGAUAACUAUUGAAAUUGUCAACUUUGUGUUAUACUAAGGUUUGAAAUAGUGCUUAAAUUAAAGAGAAUUUAGUACUGCAUUAAUAGAACUUUUCCAAAAUUGCAUGAGCAAGUGUAAUUUAAAAUUACAAUUUUAGAAAGGGAUAAAACAUUUAAAGACAAAUAAAUGCCUGCCAGACUCAUAGCAGCCAGCACCAGAUUAUUCAAAAUUUUCAAUUUGGCCGGAUUUUUAAAUGUAAGUCUUACAGAUCAUCCAUUUUUAUUUGUAUAAACCGUUUGAAGGGCAUGUAAGGUCAUGUCUUACCACGAAAUAUUUUAAAUGUUUCAUUUAAAUGAUAGGAUUUAACAUGUUUAUAUUGUGAAUAGAACAAUAAUGUGAAAACUGGCUUUGAAGCUCACAAACUUACUAUUUAUGUGAAGUAUAUGUUUAUGGAUAGCCUAGUUUACACAUGAAUAUUAGAAAAAAAACAACAUUCUAAUGAAAUUAAUUACAAAAUAAGCUAAGAUAAACAAUAUUUUAAUGUGCUCAAAAGCAGAUUUAUGUGUAUUGUGUAAUCUUGAGAUUGUUAUGGCUGCCAUAUUGCUCAAAUGGUAACUGGUAACUGCAAAUAGCAAAAGUUUAUAAAAUUUGUAGAUACAUUGCAAUAUGCCUGUAAGAUAUGAAAUGUUCAUUAAUAUGCAGACAAUGUGUAUAAUUUGAAGACAGUCAAAGUUUCAAAUGACACUUUAUACUUUUCCACUUUUGAACUCUUAUAUUUCAUCCCUUAUAACAUUAUCAUUUUUUUUCAUUUAUAUUGGUUGGAAAUGCAAUUCUUGACACUUGUAGAUUUUACUUUUAUUUUGAUACAAUUUUGUGAUAUGUAUCUAUGUUAAAAUUUUUGCAAUCUGAUUGGAUAAGAAGUGAUCAUGUGACCCAAAAGUUGAUUUUUAAGUUUCUGAUGAACACCAAAUUUCAAAUACAUAAUUAUGUCUUUCUUAGAUAUCAACUUAUGCAGAUAUUUUUAUAAUAAAACAAAAUGUAGAAUUAUAAUCAACAGAUAUUGUGAAGGACUGUGUUCAUUUUUAUUUUUUUUUUAUUUAAAUAUUAAGCAUAUAGUUCAACAGUAUUUUAGAACAAAAUUGUAUAUUUAUAUAUAUAUCUUAAAGAGAAUAAAAAAUUUCAAUAAAUUAUUAUAUUAAAUAUUGCAAACCAAAAAAACUAAAAUGAAAAUAGUACAAACAUUUAUUUACAUUACAAAAAUUCUGCAAAUUGUUCUUUCAGAAUUAAGAUUGAUUAUUAUAUGAUCAUACUGCCUAGGUGCAAAAAUAGACAAUAUUCCUAAUUAAGAAAGAACAUGCAUGUAAAAUCAUAAUAUUUUGAAAAAAAGCUACAUGUGUCAUUUGAGGCAGUAAUUGAGGUUUUAGAUGAUAGUGCUACUUCUCUUUAAAGAGGGUGUGGAUGGGCAUUUACAGAAUAGAGAAUGAUGGGCAAAAAAUAAAAGGAAUAGAGAAAAAUGGACCAAAAAAAUAAAGAAUAGAGAAUAAUGAGGUGCUAAAAUAUAAAGAAUAAAGAAUAAUGGGCAAAAAAUAUAAAGAAUUGAGAAAAAUGGCCUAAAAAAUUAAAAAAUACAGAAAUGAAGGACCCCCAAUCCAGAACCUCUUUAAAUUGUAGUGUGAUUACAUUCUAAGAGACAUAACUCAGUACAAUACUUUUUACCUUGAAUUUGAUCUUUCUUCCUUGUUGCUCAUAAGCUGUGUUCAUUACAGUUUUUAGGUUGCACCUGCAUUGUAUGAUGUGCGUAUACCCUGUAAAUAUAAAUAGUAUAUUUUGAUCUCAUUGAAUAUUUACAUUGAUAAUGAACAAACCAAGAAUAAGAAUGCAUUAUCGUUAUUUUGCGCAUUUUUCCUUUGAUCUUUUUUUGUGAUAAUUUUUCAUAUCAUGCUACUGGCUUGAGAUAGAAAAUUAGCGUCAGAAACUAAGGGAGCGCAUGUGACGUUGUCAAUGUAAACAUCAAUGAUGUCAUAGGCAAAAUAGCGAUAAACAGAUUUUCAAUGGUCUUUCAAACUCGAGGAUGUUUCUCGGCCACAUCUCAUCUCAGGGUGUUGCCCUUUGAUGAGAUUGUAGCUGAGAAACAUCCUCUCGUUUGAAAACCCAUCGAUAAUCUAAAAUUAUUAUGAAACAAAAAGAUUAUUUUUCUAUGACGGCUUUUAUAUAAAAAAAAAAUGAACAGACAUAAGGUGUAGUUCAGUUGUUAAAUUGUUUUGUAUAUAUGUUCACUCUUAACAAACUUGAAGUGUAAGAUAUGAAUUUACAUUUUUAUAUAGUGUUAUGUAUAUUGGUAUUGUAUUCUAUGCAUGUUCAAUGUUGUUUUUGUUAACAGUAGAUGAAUGAAAUUAUUUUUAUCCAUAGCUUUAAGUUUUGUGUAGUAUAUAUUAUAUAUGUCAUUAUGUGGAUUAAGUGAUCAAAGCUUAAAAUAGAGACAGAGUGUGGAUUAUGUUUUAUAUAUGUCAUUAACGUCACAGUACCCAAAUUGCAUCGAGUACCCAAAUUGCACCCAUUUAGCAAAAAUAGCAGCGGAAAUGUUACAAGUUUUCUUAAAGACUAAACAGUUUGUAUUUUUAUGAUUUGACAUUAUGCACAUCUUUUAACAUAGCUAAAUAUAUUUAAAUAUACACAAAACACAUUCACAUUAUAUAUCAACAGAUGAAGUAUUCACUGGAAAAAGUAAAAUCUACAGAAAGGUCGCGACGUUUCUCAAAAAGUCAUUUUUUAAAAAUGAACAAUUAAAGUAUGUUACAGGCAUCCAUUUCUUAAAAAAUGAAUGGUAAGCAUGGACUAUUGUCAAAUUGUUCUAAAUAUUCGGAGAAAUAAAACAAAACAUCAGUUAUUAGAUUUUUACGGAUGUGAAUUUAAGCAUGGAUGCAAUUAGGGUACUCCUCAUUACAAAAUCAUGGAUCAUUUGGAGGUCGGUUCAAACCCAUAUUUCUAUGAUUCAAUAUGGAUUCAAAAUUAAAUUGGUGGAACUAUAUAGUAAAUAAAGAUACAUCUGCAAAAUAAACACAGUAUGGAAACUUUUGUCUGGAUCAUAGAUAGAGGUAGGUGAAAAAACUGUCAAAAUAGGUGCAAUUUGGGUACCCUCACGUUAUGUUGAUUAAGUGGUUAAAGCUUAAAAUAGAGACUGAGUGCAGAUUUUAAGUGAAACAUUGUAUAAUAAAUGUUAAAAAUAAUGAAAAAUAUUAUUUAAUGCUUAUAAUACAUCAAUUUCAAUGUUUAUUUUUUUCGUAUGAAAAAGUUUACAGAUAGAAUUACAUUUAUUUUAUAGACUUGAAAGGAGGAAUGUGUGAAAAAAGUAAAAGAAGAUAUUAUAUUUAAUGAGAUUCAUCUACACUAAUGAUAAAAUUCACUCAUUUCCGUGGAUAGUUUUAUGUUAAAAAAAUUAAUUGCUCGAAUUUUAUGUUCAAAUCUAAAAACAUUGUGCUCCAAUAACUAUAGAGCUUUUCUAAAAUUAAUGGUUGGUGGUCAAGAGGCACUCAAAUUAAUUUAAUAUGUUUGGUUGCAUUGUCCUUAGAAUUUUGUAAAAAUUAUAAGUAAAAUGAAAUUUCUAUUUCAUGGGUGUCAGGGUUUUAAAAAAAUGUCUCCCAUGCCCCUCAUACACUUAAUGCUGGAACAUCCAUAACUGAUAAUUAAAUAAGUUAUUUUUUAGAUUUAUCCUUACAAUCUUUAACUUUAAGCAGUAAGUAAUGUGAUAUCAUGAUGUGUAAUUAUGUGUCAAGUUUUUGUUCUCACUUAAAAUAAUUUUUAUGUAAACCUUAUUUAAACCAUAUAAACAUCAAUAGUAAAUUAAUUAAAAGCAAACAUUGGCUACAUUUUUAUGAGUGGAAUAGUAUUUACUUUGAAAAGGGGGGGGGGGUUGGAAUUACUACUAAAAAGUAUAAAAAAUAUUUAACUUCUUAUGUUAAAAUUUCUGUUGAAUGAUUGAAAGAAAUUCAUUUCCAAUAUGAAAAUAUUUAUUUUUGCAAAUAAUUUCUCUUCUAACGAUUUAGCCUUUAUGAAAUCUGAGACGGUAAAGAAGGCCUAAUUUUGUGAUUUUAAGAUAUGUUUGAUUGCCAAGAAAGGUUGAGGGUAGGGUAGCCAAUGUAAACUUUUUAGUAAUUUUAGAAACACAUAACAAACAAUUUGUGUUGUCAAUCAGAUUACUCUUUCUAGCUUAUGAGGUAAUGGCAGUUCUUCAGCUAUGGAAUAAACCUAUCAAUUUAAGGUCGAUUACACUACAUAUUACCAUAACAUUGUCUCAAAAGAAGAAUCCAACCUUGACUCUGGAUGUUAGGGAUUUUUUCCUCAAAUACUUUUUGAGGUUGAUAUAUGAU
Messenger RNA from Mytilus californianus (California mussel), 7351 nucleotides. RefSeq lists its product as uncharacterized. Bases 248 to 3007 code for a protein of 919 amino acids. NCBI's taxonomy places the organism in Eukaryota, Metazoa, Mollusca, Bivalvia, Mytilida, Mytilidae. The transcript has 12 exons. Gene Ontology annotation, molecular function: non-membrane spanning protein tyrosine kinase activity. The record is from RefSeq and is a predicted model, not a curated record.